AUGAAUGAAGAAACAUCACCGUUGCUCGGUGGGCAGCAAAAACCCACCACAAGAUGGCUAUGGGUUUACUUGCUGUCUUUGCACACUUUCUUCAUAUCCCUUGCUUUUUCUAUGGUUAACACGCCUAUGUCGCAGCUUCUUGAAGAUAAUCUUUGUCAUCGAUAUAUUCGGGGAGCUGCUAAAGGAACGACUUUCAAGGCGGGGCUUUGCAAGAAUAAUCAUAUCCAAUUUGAGUUGGCUACUAUCAUGGGCUACAUGCCCGUGAUGGAAGCGCUCGUUAGUCUCACGACAGCCUUCCCAUUCGGGGUCUUGGCCGAUAGAAUUGGCCGCAAACCCAUUCUUUAUCUUGCAUUUGCCGGGUCCAUACUUUCCAAGUCAUGGAUACUAUUUGUCCUCGCUUUUCCAUCAGUCCUACCGGUACAAUACGUAUUAGCCGGGCCACUCUUUCUCGUCGUCGGCGGUGGAUUAGCCGUCCAACUAGCAGCGUUGAACUCCGUCGCAUCGGAUCUAGUAUCCAAAUCAGAAAGGGCAUCGGCAUUCUUUCUCCUGACAUUCGGAAUUCUAUCCGGUUCAGCUGUCGGCCCUUUCGUCUCUUCCAAACUCAUGAACUCCUAUUCACCUUGGAUCCCGAUCUUUCUAAGCCUCUGCAUGUGGCCCAUCGGCGUGGUGAUUCUGAUGUUCGUACCAGAGACAUUACCGAAAUCACAGGAUCCUAUCGUCGAAAUUGGCCGCGCACCUUCAGUACUGAAACCCAACACAUUAAAGUCGCACCUAUCGGAAUCCGUUCAGCUUUACAAAGCUUCUCUCGCUUCAUUACGAACUCCCUCGAUUGUUAUUAUCAUCGCCGCUAACAUCAUCGACAUGCCCGAGGAUAUGGCCACCUCGGGAUUUUUCACACAGUUUAUUAGUAAACGGUUUAAUUGGACGUUCGCUGAUGCGGGUUAUCUCCUUGCCAUGCGGGGAGUCAUUCAGAUGGCUGUGUUGUUAGUUGCACUUCCAUUGUUAUCUCACCUGCUGUUACGAUGGCAGCAGCCAAAUGUGCGGGACUUGACACUUGCACGGUUUUCGGCUGCAAUUGCUACCGCGGGGGCACUUUGGAUGGCUGCAUCGAAGGUGGAUGUUGUUAUUGCAGGAUUGGCGUUCCAGAGUCUAGGGGGUGGCAUGCUUCCAUUGUGUCGGUCUUUGGCUCUUGGUUACGUGCCAGUAUCAGAGACCUCUAGACUGAAUACGUUGAUUGGAAUUGUGGGGACAUCGGGCUCGAUGUUGGGGCCAGUGCUUACUUGGUUGUUUGAGUUGGGUCUUAAGAAAGGUGGCGUUUGGGUUGGGCUUCCUUAUUUUGGGCUGGCUGGGGCGUUUUUGUUAUGUUUUGUUGGGUUGCUGUUUGUUCAGGCGCCUGUUUCAAGAGAGGAGGCUGAUGAGGUUCAUUCUAUAAGAUAUAUAGAUGAGUGCAGAUUGGUAGAGUGUUGA
Messenger RNA from Penicillium longicatenatum, 1467 nucleotides. Its product is annotated as MFS transporter. The record is from RefSeq and is a predicted model, not a curated record. NCBI's taxonomy places the organism in Eukaryota, Fungi, Ascomycota, Eurotiomycetes, Eurotiales, Aspergillaceae. Gene Ontology annotation, biological process: transmembrane transport. Gene Ontology annotation, molecular function: transmembrane transporter activity. The coding region runs from base 1 to 1467 and encodes 488 amino acids. The transcript has 4 exons. Gene Ontology annotation, cellular component: membrane.